GGCACGCACAAACACAUGUGUAACCCAUCAGCUGUCUGUCUGUUUAUCUACAGGCGGGCUGGCUGGCCCGUGUGUGUCUUGCAGGCUCUGUCUUUCACUCGAUGUCCUCUUCGGCAGGGGGGCUCGGGCUCGGAGUAGUUGUCGUGGCUGCAUCCACAGCACACACACAAAGGGGCGGGACACAUGACUCUCACAUGACAUACACACAUCAUACUCGUGUGCCCACUCACCCCAUCUGAGGCACUUGGGAGGUUCUUCUGUCCCCGGCGGGCAGAGUCUGAGUGUGCAGGCUCCCAGCGUCCCGUCCUCACUGCACUGGCACCAGUUGCAGCCAUCGAACCACUGCAGGCAGCCAACGGGGCAGAGACGCUCGGGCUCGGCUGCACACACACACACAGCCAGACACACAGCCACAUGUGCCCAUGGGCAAUAUGUGGAUCCUUCCCUCGUUGACUGACCCCAUUUGCGGCAUUUUGGCGGUUCCUCGGUGCCAGGUGGGCAGAACUUCCGUGUGCAGCCGCCGAGGCUGCCGUCCUCGUUGCAGAAGCAGUUAUUGCACCCUGACAGACGCAGGCAAGCAACACACGCAAAAGCCAAUAAGGCACCCACCCACACACCCUUUUCACAGUGGUUGUCAUCCCAUACCGUCGAACCAUGAGACGCACCCAGGGGGACAGACGCGGCCAUCAUCGCCCGACUCGACGACGGUGACGUCGGCGGCCGCCACGCCCGCCAGGACGACAAUGGUCAUGGCAAUGAAGCUGAUCUUCCCGGCCAUCAUGCUUGUGCUGUCCUGGACGGCUUCCUGCAGCUUGGUCUUGACAGGUGACGUUGGCUGUGUCUGUGUCGGGUGUGUGUUGGCCUUCC
Molecule: messenger RNA, 867 nt
Organism: Vitrella brassicaformis
Lineage: Eukaryota; Vitrellaceae
Source: the annotation of a GenBank genome assembly